Molecule: messenger RNA, 706 nt
Organism: Paramecium sonneborni
Lineage: Eukaryota; Ciliophora; Oligohymenophorea; Peniculida; Parameciidae
Source: the annotation of a GenBank genome assembly
UAUUAGUAAUUUUAUUGUCCUCGUUAUGGUAAUAUCCAUAUUGAUGAUGACUAACAUUUAGAAAACAUUUUUAGAAAAAUUGAAUUUAAAGGUGUAAAUUGCAUAUAAUAAGAAUCAUAUACCAAUAGUAAUAGGUGGAUCAAAGGAUUGUGUAUUUGGUAUUUUAAGUGAUGAAUUACAUGUGAUUUCAAAAUAUCAUAUUCCUGAUAUUUAGAUUCCAUAUGAUGAGAAUAAAUCAAGUAUAAAUUUAGGUUUAAAAGCAUCAAAAAAUAAGAUUUCGAUAAUUUAUUUUGGAUAUGAUAAUAGCAGACUAAAUUAAGAUGAGCAAAAUCAUAUAAAUGCAAUGGAUUUAGUUUAUAGAAAAUAAGAUAGCUUUAAAAGACUUUUCAUAAAGAUUUAAAAUCUCAAGCAAAAUAGGCUGGAAUAAUGUUUAAUUAAAUACUUAAAAAUCUUUAAGGAAAAAGAAUUCAUGUUUCUAUUUCUUUAGAAGCUAUUGAUGUAUAUUCUUUUUACUAAAAAUAGUCUGCUUUCUGUCCUGGAGUAGGUAGGUCUUGUGAAUUUGGAAAUAGUGUAUUUAGCAGGUAAACAUACUAUAAGUUUGGAUAUUACAGAUUAUAAUCCAACAAUUGAGGAUUAUGGAACAGGAUUUUUACUAGGAAAUCUCAUCUAUUAUUAUAUUUUAUCAAAAGGAAAAAAUAUAAAUUGA